AUGAGGCGACUGCCGCCGCCUAUAACGGUGGUGGCGAAGGCCGGCGAAAAGAAGUGUCUGAUGCCAUGGGUGCUCCGGCGGAGCUACGAGGACGGCGGCCGCCUGGUGUUGCGGGAGGUAGAGGUGAAGCACCAGGAGUAUCUCAAGGCGUCUCGAGAAGGGGGGAGGCUCACUCUGAAGAUCAUCCACGUCGAACCACCUCUCCUUCCGGCAACGGAGCUGCCGGAAAACGAUGGAGGAGGCCCGCCGCCGGCAUGGCCUUCCUCUAUCCUCUCCUCCAUGGCGGCGCUCUCUUCCUCUUCGCCGGAGGCCAUGGCCUGCCACGAGGACCCCCGCCCUCGUUCCAUCUUCAACCCCGUGGCGGCCGUGCACAGCUGA
Messenger RNA from Spirodela intermedia, 378 nucleotides. The record is from the annotation of a GenBank genome assembly. Lineage: Eukaryota; Viridiplantae; Streptophyta; Magnoliopsida; Alismatales; Araceae.